This is a messenger RNA of Rotaria sp. Silwood1, 1275 nucleotides long. The record is from the annotation of a GenBank genome assembly. NCBI's taxonomy places the organism in Eukaryota, Metazoa, Rotifera, Eurotatoria, Philodinida, Philodinidae.
AUGAAAUCGUUAUCAAUUACAUGUUCAUUAUGUUUAUGGAAUGGUUUAUUCAAAGAUUAUGAGAAACAUCUAAAAACAACUCAUCCAAAUCCAAUAUGUGAAUUUUGCGGAGAAAAAUUUGAUUCAACGAUUGGACUUGACGAACACAAACAAAAACUAUGUAGUAAAAUUACUGUGCCUUGUGCACUUAAAGAAUAUGGUUGUUUGGAUUCAGUCUGUCGAGCUCAAUUGCAAGAGCAUUAUUUGAGUGAUAUUCAUCAAAAGACAAUAGUUAAUUUUAUACGUCGCUUAGUAUCGAGAGAAAGAAAUGAACAAUAUGAACGAGUAUCAGGAAUGGAUGUUGAUAUCGAACGAGGUGCUUCUAGCUCAAUAGCUUCAAAUAAUAAUGAUAAUAUAAAUCCACAAAUACAAGAAAUCUAUGAAAGAAUAAAUACUUUUACAAGUGGAAUCCAAACAAUACAUGAUGAUACACAACGUCUUAGUAGUGAAUCUAUUCGAUUACAAAGUUCAAUUGAAUCUGUCACACAAGAGUUUUCAAGGAUAAAAUUGAGUAUUGAAGAACAAAGUUCUUUUUUAGGUACUGUUAAACCUAAUCACGAAAGUUUUCAAGAAAAUGUUGCAACAUUGAAGCAAAAAAUUGAUGAUAUGCAAUGUGUAUCUUAUGAUGGAACAUUAAUAUGGAAAAUAUCAAACGUUCAUCAAAAAAUGAUGGACGCUCAAUCGGAACGACAAACAUCAACGGAUUCACCUCCAUUUUAUUCGUCAUCUACUGGCUAUAAAAUGCGAGCUAGACUUUAUCUUAAUGGUAAUGACAAUGCUCGACGUACACAUAUGUCAUUGUUUUUUGUUCUUAUGCGUGGCCCAAAUGAUGCAAUACUAAAAUUUCCAUUCAACUAUAAGGUCACCUUCUGUUUGUAUGAUCAAACUCCUCAACAACGACAUAUUGUAGAUUCGUUUCGACCUGAUAUUAAAUCAAAUAGUUUUCAAAGACCACAAUCAGAAAUGAAUAUUGCUAGUGGUAUUCCUAAAUUCUUUCCAUUGACGAUGAUUCAACAAGAAGGUAAUCCGUAUGUUCGAGAUGAUGCUAUGUUUAUUAAAGUAAUGGUUGAAUUUGGUGACAUGCCAAAACUGAUAUUAUCGUAUGCAUUGAAUCUUGAUCCUGGAUUGCCAGUACAUAUUCAACAAUUAAGAAUAAAACAAGAAACAGAACGAAGAGCACAACAACAAUUGCAGGAAACAUCUACAUCAUCUGCAAAUCCUUCCAUAAUGGAAUAA